AUGGCGCCCACUACCAACGUUCCCAACUCUCCCAAAGAGAGCAUUGCAAACAUUUUCAAUUCCUAUGUUGCCGCUGCCGCCAUCGCUGCCGCUUGGGAAGUUGGUCUUCUUGAUCAAGUUCGGGCCCAAAAGGUGGUGGAUAUCAACCUAUUCGCAGCUGAUCACGAUCUUCACCUGGAAUCCACGGAUGCCCUGGUCUCGACUCUUGCCAUGGUUGAAGUACUUGAGCGCGAAGGGACUCAUUCCAAGCCGGGGAGGCUCUUGGAAGAGGCCUACCAAACUAAAGGGCUGUUUCAUUGGCUUGCUCUUGGAUCUGGUAGUCUCUUCGCACAAACCCAGCAUGCCUUGCGUAACGAGAACCGCAAGGGAAAGUAUUUCACUCGCGACUCAGCAGCCAUCGCACUGGCAUGCCGUGAGGCCAGCCUGCAAUACAUCGACCCGGUCUUCCUGGAUGCCAUGGGCAAAUCAGGUUGCAAAUUCAACUCGGCUGUGGACUUGGGAAGCGGGAGCGGCGAAAGACUGAUGCAGAUAUUGGACCGCUUCCCCAGAAGUACUGGUAUUGGCAUUGAUAUUGCUGGCCCAGCAAACAAAUGUGCCACGGCUGACGCCGUACGCCGUGGGUACAGCAGUCGCCUCACCUUUAUGGAGGGCGAUGCGCGAGACCUCAGCUACCAGGAUGAGUUUACUCGAGUCGAUCUCUUGACGUCCUUCUUGAUGGGUCAUGACUUUUGGCCUAGGGAGAAUUGUAUUGCCACUUUGAAAAACCUCCGAAGCAUCUUCCCAAACGUGCAGCGGUUCUUUCUAUGUGAUACUGUGCGGAUCUUGAUCAACAGACCUGAAUCCCGACAUGCUGUCACAGAAGAUGCUGUGCCGAUCUUCACGUUGGGAUUCGAGUUUGGCCAUGCACUCAUGGAUCAGACUAUACCUACUUUGGAGGACUGGGAAGGUGUUUUCGAAGAGGGGGGAUGGCGGUGUGUCAAGCAGCAUCACAUAUCGCCUCCUUCUCUUACUGUUCUCUUCGAGUUGGAACCUCUCAAGGUCGAAUAG
Molecule: messenger RNA, 1047 nt
Organism: Fusarium poae
Lineage: Eukaryota; Fungi; Ascomycota; Sordariomycetes; Hypocreales; Nectriaceae
Exons: 1
Coding region: 1-1047 (348 amino acids)
Source: RefSeq, a predicted model, not a curated record